UCUCAUCCUCGCACGGUAAAAAUGCAGUGCAGGAGAGGGCUGCAGCCCCGGCGGUCCCAAUAUCGUUAUAUUACCAAGGGGUAGGGGGAAGGGAGAGGACUGGUGUGGAGCUUUUGUGAGGGGAGAGGCUUUGCCCGCAGUCCUGCAGGCAGUGCAGAUGAAAGUGGAUGCAAAAGAAGCGCCUCUGCUCUCCUGCCUCAUGCACCACACAGCAGAGCGAGCUCUUCCUGAAGACCAUCUUUCAUCGUGCUGGUCUGUAAGGAACUGCCAGUCACGCAUCUAGCGGCAGCGGUGUCCACAGCCAGAAUGCUUGCAUGUUAGCAAGUUUGCUGAAGUGUACAUUGCUGAGUCUAUCUCGGCACACACUGCUCGAUCUUACACAGACAAUGCUUCCAAAGACUGUAUGAUAAUUCCUGGUGGCCAAAGGAGGAGACCGAUUGAGGCUUGUACAGAAGGGGAACGAGAACAGGAGGGCAAGAGCUUCCUACUGCCCCUCUGGCAGAGGUACCAAGUGUGUGGCCUAUCUGCGACACAAGCGAAGUACUAGUUUUCAGAAAGCAAGCGAGACCAAGAGCCACCCCGAAGCCCUUGGAGCCCAGGAGGAAGAGGAGCAGCGCCAGCAUGGAUAAGGACAGCACAAACCUGGCUGACCAGCAGUAUGAAUGUGUGGCUGAGAUCGGGGAAGGAGCCUACGGGAAGGUGUUCAAAGCCCGAGACCUGAAGAAUGGAGGUCGCUUUGUUGCGCUGAAGCGAGUACGGGUGCAGACCAGUGAAGAGGGGAUGCCGCUGUCCACUAUCCGAGAGGUGGCAGUUUUGAGGCACCUGGAGACGUUCGAGCACCCCAACGUGGUCAGACUGUUUGAUGUGUGCACCGUGUCACGAACAGACAGAGAGACCAAGUUAACAUUAGUGUUUGAACACGUGGAUCAAGACUUGACUACUUACUUGAAUAAAGUUCCAGAGCCUGGAGUGCCUACUGAAACUAUAAAGGAUAUGAUGCUUCAACUGUUUCGGGGACUGGAUUUUCUGCAUUCACAUCGUGUUGUGCAUCGGGACCUGAAACCCCAAAAUAUCCUUGUGACAAGCAAUGGGCAGAUAAAGUUAGCUGACUUCGGCCUUGCACGGAUCUACAGUUUUCAGAUGGCUCUUACCUCAGUUGUUGUUACUUUGUGGUAUAGAGCUCCUGAAGUUUUGCUUCAGUCCAGCUAUGCAACACCAGUGGAUCUUUGGAGUGUUGGCUGCAUAUUUGCAGAAAUGUUCCGUCGAAAACCGCUCUUCCGUGGAAAUUCAGACGUUGAUCAGCUAGGAAAAAUCUUUGAUGUAAUUGGACUCCCAGAAGAAGAGGACUGGCCUAAUGACAUUGCCCUUCCAAGAAAUGCUUUCACUUCCAGACCUGCACAACCUAUUGAAAAAUUUGUACCAGAUAUUGACGAACUGGGCAAAGACUUGCUUCUUAAAUGCUUAGCGUUCAAUCCAGCCAAGAGAAUGUCUGCUUACGUUGCCCUCUCUCACCCGUAUUUCCAUGAUCUGGAGAAAUGCAAGGAGAAUCUGGACUCUCACAUGUCAUCCAGCCAAAACUCCAGUGAGGUGAAUGCAUCUUAAUGCUGACUGAAGAUGAACCGUAAAUGAACAAGACGUGUAGCUGACAAGGCCACUGUCCCAUACAAACCACAUAGCUGUUCUAGCGAAGAUCCUUAUUUGGAGGUUUUAUGCACUUAUCUUUUAUUUUGGGAUUGUGAUGUGCUUAUCCAAGGAAUUCAAUCUAGUUUACUUUCAUCAGAGCAACACAAAGGCCAGGGCUUUGACCUGCUCCCAUUGCAGCUUUAUGUUUGUUUUGUUCUUGUUUUGUUUAUCUACCUGGGAGAACUCCAGACAAAGAGAAGCUGCUGACCGGUUUUGCUGCCAUUUUAUCCUUUUAAUAUUGAAUGCUGCCAGUGUGGAGUAGGAUGAUCAAGUCACUGCCAAAACAUGAUGCAAUCUCUCUCUCUCUAGCUGCUGAAGCAUGAUUUGGUACUUUUUUUAAUUAUUAUUAUUAUUAUUAUUAUGAUUAUUAUUGUGAUGAUGAUGAUGUGAUCUUUUACAGUGAUACUUAAAGAAUGGCAUUGAAAUAUCAGAUCUCUGCAACCUGCAGUUAGCUGAUACACGCAUUAAUACAUCCAGCUACUGUUCUUUUAUAGCAUAUAUGCAGGUGCUUCCCCACUUGUAAACUUGGAUGGAUUAUUUUAUCAUUUCAUUGCUCUAUAAAAAUAACAAUGAUGAUGGUGAUCAUAAUAAAUGUCUCAAAAUUUAGGUUUUUUCAUACACAAACGAGUUAUUAUCUAGCUACGUUUAUAUGCAUGUUGCAACAAACAAGUGUUUUAAAAAACUUCUAGAGUCCUUUUCUUAAAGACUCUUUCAGUUUGUGCUGAAAUCCAGACACAUUUUAGCCCAUCAUCUAACCCAUCAUUUCCCCACUGGAAACAGCUGCAAGCAUAUUUUCUUUAUCUCAUUCCAAUUUUUCUGAUAUGCAGCUUGAAAGACAUGAGCAGAGCCAAUGCAAAUCAAUACAGAUUUUCACCUUCAUCCUGUUUUAUUAUCAACCAAAAAGGAAAAUAGAAAAAAUACUUCCAGUUCAGAAGCAGAGAAUCCUAUACCUGUAAUAAGCACAGAUACAUAUUUGUGCUGAAUUGUAUGCUGUAUACUGCGCUGCCUUACCUGAAACACCCCCUGCCCCUCCAUGCAUCACAAAUGCAUGAACAUUACUGUCUCAAAAUCCCUCAGACGUCAUUUAUUAAGCAGAUUUGUUUUCUAUGCAGAAAUGCAUGAGCUUCUCUCCUAAACCACCAUGUGGGUAUACGGGCACAUGCUUCUUCACUAGGGUUAAUGUGCCGUUAUUGAAUGUCAAAAUAAUUAACCAAUUCACACACCUUUAUAGCACAGUUAUUUUAAAUAUUAGAUUAAAAUUUUAUAUUUAGUAUUUUUACCUUAACUAAAAUAUAUUUUCAGUAUUUUUAAAAGAAGCUUUUAUUUUUUUAAUACUGUACUUGGAAAAAAAAAGAAAUAUUUUUAAUCCAUAAAAGCUGUUCCCUAGCAUGACUUUAAUGCAUUUACCUGGAUAUGACUUGGGGGAAAGUAUUGGUCCAACGAGUUAGGCCUUACCAUAAAACCAUAAAUAUACACUAUUGCAGUAUAGCUGAUGAUAAGUGAGGCAGCUAGCUUUGUUUGCUCCUGUGAUAGUCCCUUAGGCUUCUCUCUUCCUCGUCUCUAUUUCAUGUUGUCUAGCUUGUGAGCCAGCAGUAUAUGCUCAUUCCCAGCAUGCUUGGCAGAAGCAGGGCCUUAGCAAUGAGUUGAGCAAUGUAAUUUUUCCAGCUGUGGCAUGGGAACUUGUAGCCGUCUCCCUGGCAGGCUUCUCAGUCCUGUGAUAGACUGGCUGUUGUGGCAAACUUCACUGUUAGCUCUGUUUCAGGUAUCUGCACUGUCUGGGACAUGGUCCAUUGCUAGGAUAGCGAGUGGAUCUUAUCUGUCUCUUGGAUAAAGCUUUUUGUUACUGUUAGACACAUAAGUAUGCAACGUAUGGUUAAAUUAGGUCUGUUUCAAAUAAGCCAGAUUUUCAAAGGACCACUUGCAUGCAUGCAUGCAGUGGCCUGCGCUUUUCUUCAUGCCCAGAGUGAUGCCUAUGCAAAACCAACCAGCAUGAACAGGCAAGCUGCAAAUUAGACCUGGCAAGAGCAUGCACGAGGCAUCUGCAGAUACAGAGAUACUACAGAUGCAUAACACAAGAAUUUUGAAAGCUCUAUGGGCGGCAAGCUGAAGGCCAGGGAGAAGUCACGGCAGCUAAGCCUCCAAUCUUGGCCUUGCCUGUGUUCCUACAUCCAAAGGGAACUGUGAACCCAUUGCACCAGUGUUGCCCCAGCCCUAUUCCUCCAUGGGUCAGUGGACCCGAGUGUGAGUAGGCUUUAACAUUCAUAGAAGAGGAUGGGCCAGAAUGAAGGGUUUUUUGCUAACCUUUUUUAAACACUAAUUAGAACAAUAAACAGCGCCAAAAUUCAGGAGGAUCUUGUUAACAGUAACAAUGAAAAAAAAUUUCUAUGCAGGUCAGCACUUUUUAAAAAUUUCACAUUUUACCUAGUGAUGAGCUAUCAUACAUACUUCACCAGGGCAUUCGGCUGGUGUGGCUUUCCAGUAGCUGUCAGGGAACUCUCCCAGAGCUCUCCAACAAUUAAGAUAGGGUGAAAAUGUAGGGGAGGAGAAGGUAUUUUCAAAUUAGACUGAAAACUCUCAGCUAGAAAUGUGCGUCAUGUUAGAAGAGCUCGUUGUAUUAAGCUUAGUGAAGGAAAGGCUAGAAGGUAAUAUGAUUGCUGAAUGUAGGACAUUAUUAGGGUAGAAGAAAAAGGGAGUCAAGGGAACACUUUCAGCUAAAGGCUAGUGUUGGCCCAAAAUCUAAUGAGAAUAUACAAAUCACGUGUUAACUACUGGAGCAGUGUUUCCCAAUCAACAGUAUCAAAGGAAGAGCUCAGAAAGCGACAGAGAAAAGAAGGGGCUGGCUUACAGAAUCAGAAGCAGAGCUUCUGCAGCGUGGUGCUGUAUGUUGUCUAAUACAGGAUCAGGUUAUAAAUGGGGGUAUUCAGAAGAACAGCUUGAGGAGGACUGUUUAGUCGUCACAUUCUGAAACAUCCUUCCAGUGGGAAUGGCAGGAACAAAAAAAGAAAUCUAAGUUCUGUCUUAACAGGGUUAGGGAAAUUAUUUAUCUAAUGGGAUCCUUGUGGUGACAAGGGCCUAGAUUCAAAGGACCAAUGACUUUUCAAAUUACCUCCUUUUCAAAAUCUCUUUAGGAAGAAAUUCCAUUUGACACGCUAUAGGCUUUCUCUUAUUCCAGUCUUCUCUGCCAAACCGUGGGGCUUCACUUACACUACUAAACUGAGAAAGCCUGUUUUCUGGCUGGGCAAAGUGCUGGCGCUGGCUAAAAUCGUGCCAGGAAUCAUGCAGAUAAUUAGACAGUACAGACAACUGUGGGACUGUGCUCGAGCCCAUGCCCUUGCUCUUUUUAUUUCACUGGUCUAGCGCGAGUAUUUCAGUGCCUUUACUCAUUACUGCCGUAUGCGUAGGAUGUAGGAAUUGUAUAUGUGAAAAAGAAAGUGCUCCUUCACACGCAUGUUCCAGACUGUAAUGAAAACUCUUCACAGACCCUUUAAAUAAGACUCCAGAGCGCAAUUCUUCUUAGCAAUAACUAUGCAUGUAUGUGUUCUACAGGAGCAGUUCAACAGCAGCUGAAAACCUCUGAAUAACAAAAAAUAUAUUAAAAAUAAAUGUAGCUAUUCAGCUCCUAGAGCACCCACAACCAGGCACUGUGCUCUUCUCAGCAGAGAACACGGUGUUCUAAGUAAUGGAAGGAGCAAAUUCUGUCUCCCACCAACCUUUUUUUUAUCACCACUACGUAAUUCUGCAGGAAAAACAGACCCAAUAGCCAAGGAGAAAAAUCAGCCAAGCCAGCUAGUGAAGUGCUAAUUGCUGAAUCAUAGCAAUCCAUUUGGAGCAGUCCUUUUUUCUCUUCAUCCUGUCUCCACACUCACUCUAGCUCUCCAGUUCUUCUUCUUAAGCUCCCUCAUGGAAACAGGUUUCAGUGAUGCUCACAGGUGCUAUUUCAAACAAGAUUCUUCCAGAUUUUCAAUAGCUACACAGUGUAGGUGCCCCCUACAUCCCUAUUACCGAGUGUUGCUUCUUGUAGUCUGGCAGCCCAGAACCAAUGAUUAAAAAAUAAUUUCUUUGUGCACCUCAUUCCUUAGCCUUAGUUUUGCAUACACCUAUGUUGCCUUCUGUGUGCCAAGUAAAAUUCUAAAAAUAGCCUCCAGGGGUUUUUUUCAGCCUAUUACUCCACAAUGGCAAAUGUUAGAGUACCUUUCACUGUUGUUCCUGUCCUAAAACACACCAAAAAAAUGAGGAUUGCAUGUUUGCAAAAUACUGAAAUUUGGUGCUAUGUGUAUAGAGCCUUUCACAUCAAAGGAAGCAGUAGGCUGUAGCAUUUGAGCAUGUUCUGCAUGGGAGAUGGUAUCCAGCAUCGUAACUCUUAUGUGGUUUUUACACUCAUAAGAAGAAAAUACCAUGCCAUACUACUUUUUACAGGUUCACUCACUGACUUUGAGGAGCAUGUUUUAUUAUACAUGUGAUUCUCUCUGCUGUUAGGUAUUAAGCUAACUUUAAUGUGGAAAAUAAAGAGAAAACAUGCUGGUUUGGUCUUUUAGCCAACAAACUUGGAGCACUUCUCUGACUCACAACUGAAAACACAUCAGUUGUCAAAUAUGUAUAUGAAUCAUAAACCACAUAGUUUAGUUUAAAGACCACGUAAAUUAACUAUGUUAAUGUAUAAGAUGCAGUUGAAUAAUGAGGAAGUUUAUUCUAAGAACUCUGUUUUACAGAACCACUUCUCUAGUAUUUUUCAUAUGCAAUAGUUUCAGGAAUAGAUUGAUUUUUAUCUACAAUGUGAAUUAGAAGAUACUAGGCUAUUAGAGUGAUUUUAUUGUGUGAUGCUUGAAGCUUGAAUUGCUCACACACUUAGGAACCUAACGUAUUUAUUUUAUUGCUACAAAACUGCUUCUAAAUAUCAAGAUCUUUUUUUAUGUUAAUAGGAUUUCACACUCUCUUAAUGUGUAAAUUAUUUUCUUGAAAUUAGUAUAUUAGAAAAAAACAUUUCUCCAGACUGCAGCAAUGUAGGAAAAUUCAAGAAAUGUAUUUUUACUUUCACAGAGAACAAUAACAUGUAUACUGAAAUCUUCAGUAACUGACUGUCAAUAAGCUAUCACUUUUGCUUCUUUUUCAUUACCAAGUAUUGCAGUAUACAGAUUGCUUAAAGGUUCAGAAACAGUGUCUAGAAAACUAAAUGGGAUUUUAUGUGUUUAAUCUUCCAGGUUUCAUUUUCAUAUCUGGGGGUGGGGGUGGUGGAUGGUCCAAGUACAGUUCAGGUGUGCAAAAACACAAUUACAGAAUUAACAGUCUAACCAUCUGUACAAUUCAAACAGGAGCUUUAUUUUUGAGCUGUUUAUUUUAUUACAUCCCUUUGUUUUGGAAAUUGUUAGGUAGUGGCUGUAACAUAAUUCUGGUUUCUGGACCAGGCUAGAGCAUCAAAUGCCAAUAAUUUAGGUAAAGCAAUAAGAAGCUUUCUUAUCAUUUUAAAUAAACUAGGCCAUUAAAAGAAGGAAGAUAUGGACAUGUGAACUGACAAAUAUACUUUUACCAAGGGUUAUUUCUUCCCUUUAGUUUGAUGCUUAGCAAGUAUUGCAUACUGAUAUGCACUAUAUACACUAUUGUGGUAUAUUAGAACCAUAGAAAACACUUCGGCAUAGUGUGCACAGAUAAUAGAAAUGGCUCAUUAGGUUCUUGUAGAACCCAGCUAAAAACCAUUCUUUAGCUGUAACACUCAGAAUUUUGAAACUGAUAUAUUUUUCCAUUUUAAAAUGUUCCUGAAAAUUUUUGUAUACUUUUUUAAUUCAUACAGUGAUAGGCACCCAAACAGAACUGAAUCAAACAGACACUUCUCAAAAAUGAUUCUGCAAGGCCAAGUAGAUACCAUCAGUUCUCUAUGUGUUCAGCGGAAGCUGAAAUUACCCAGCACCAUGCUUAAAUGCUUUUAAAAGCAGAAAAGCCCAAGGCUGCUGUGAGUAAAGUUAGUGGAAAUUUUGCUUUGACUUACAUAAAGUCCUUUGAGAGCCUCUGCAAUAUUCUGAUUUCCAGCCUUCAUUGAAAGACUGUGCAAAACAGCUAAGAUAAACCAAAACUCCCUAACCAUAUGGCAUAUUUUCCUUCAGAUUAAAUGUUUUAUCUGUGUUAGAAUAUAUUAGUGGGCUUCUUCCAGCCCAACGUCAGUGAGAGAUUCUGCUAUGGAUAUUUUGAUACUGGGUGAUUGUGGUAGAGUAGGGUUGUUUUUUUUUUCAAAAAAGAUCAGACAAACGCUAUUGCCUUCUUUUUAAAACAACAAACUCUAAGGAACUAUUGGGAAAAUACUGUUGGGAUAAGUGAAAAGGAGGGUAUUUAUAACAUGAAAAAAUGUAAAUACAAACAAUGUGUGUUAAAAGUGCAUUGAAACAGAUACUUUUUCACUGACCUUGCAAAGUUCACAGGGUUUUAUGGAAGAAAAGCACCCAAGUAUGAACUUACUCUAACUGCCAUUUUAAUGUUCAUUUGCACUAAAGCAACCUAUACUGUUUGGCUAAAAAGAGGAGGGAAAACAGGUGAUGUUUAACUUGUGAUUUACUUUAGUGAUGUCUACAUGGAUACGCUGGAAAGCUGUCAAGCUAGCUGUCCAUUUUUGAGCAAACUAAAUUUGCAUCUGCAUUAUUUAGCUUUCCGUAUUUGCACCUUAAACCCAUCCACAUGCCAGAAAAAAACACAUUUUCUAAUAUUUAAAUGGAUACUUGCUCCCAUUGACAUGCUCACUUUAAACCCAGCCAAAGAGCACUGUCUCUGCCACUGAAUGGAAAAUGAAUUUUCAUACUGUCAGGUUCCUUCAUGCCAUUACUUCUGCAGAGUUUGUAAUCAACUUUCUACAAUAUGCAGCCUUUAUGUUUCAUAUGUAUGUCAUGUUGUGCAAAUCCUCAGCCUUUUCUUGAAUGUUAGGAUCAAUUUUGAGGAGCUAGGUGAGGGGGGAAAGUUGUGAAGUGCUGAAAAGACAGGGAAAAUGGGCAGAGAUUUGGAGAGUGCAGGACAACUUUGGCAAGUGAAUUUGAGUAUGUGGAAAAGUUACGUAUAAGUGUAGGGGGAAGACUUUUUUUCCACGUGUUUUGUUUUCUCUUGUCAGUUUCAUAAGCAUAAGAUGAUAAAGCAAGACUCUUGCAUAGGAUUUUAGUUCCAGAUACUUAUUAUGCCAACUCAAGUCAUGAGUUCCAGUGCAGUUUUUCAACAUAGCAACAGCUCUAUUUUUUAAAUCAGAUUUUGCAGAAGCUAGAAGUUUUUCUGUGUAGAUACUUUAAAAAAGUCUUACAAGACAGCUUGAGAGCAAUUAAGCUGGCCACACAGCCACUGCCUUUAGUUCAUCUGCAGACAUAGGAGAGUCACUAACAGCGUCCAUUAGUGUGCCGUAUCAUCAUGCAUUGGGAGCUGACUCCUGCCACAAAUGGAAAAUCCUUUGGCAAUCCAAAACAGCAUGUUUUUGAGCACCUGGAUUUUGAUAAGAUUAUCCGCAUGCAAGUUUUGCUGGAUUUGUCCGGGUGGUUCACCAUCUUACAGGAGCAAGUCUGAGACCCUAGCAAAUCUGCCUGACACCCAGUAUAAUACUGCAGAAACCAUCUGCCAUGGAAAAAAAAAAGUCUGUUUGUAGGUUGUACAGCAGGAAUGGAGCUUUCUGAGCUGCAGUGCCAAUCUGAGAGCUACCAUUAAUUAUUGUGAUGCCACAAUACACGCAUAUUCCAAAAUUACAGAAUAUACGGCCUGUUUGCCAUUUUGUUGUGUUUAGUCCACGUGUGUGGGUGGCUGGGUAAGUGUUGGCACAGAGCGGCUAAUUUUGGUCCUUCCAUUAGGCGUGAGCAUCUAGGCUUGGCGCAGAGGCAAAUUUCACAGUUCCAGGGAUUGGAAGCCUCUAAUUCUACACAGUAGUUCUCUGGCAUUUGUUAAAUACAUACAGUGACAGAUCACCCAGCCACUCAAGCUGUCCUUUCCUUAUCCCAGAUCAUCCUACUGUGACACUGUGAAAGAAGCCCUGGGGAGUCCCCUCCUCAACAGUCCUUCAGCAGCCCGCUUCCUCCCACUGCAGUGACACUUAAUUACCUGUCACUUGUAUCUGACCCUGCUGAUACUUCCACAGAGACUUAAGAAGCUGUGAGCAAAAUUGCUACCUUGUGAUUCUGCAGCCCCCCAAGUCUGCAGGCAGCCAGUGAUUUAUACUAUAGUUUUUCCUUGCUUCUCAUUAGGAACUGUAGAGUAUGGCAAGGUGUGUGCUACUUUGACAUUUUUUGGUUCAAGUGAAGAGAUGAGCUAGAAUAAAUUACAUUGAACAUAAUGUGUUUGAUCAGCCAAAACAAUUUUUGAUUCAGAAGAUUAUUUACUAAGGAUCAAAGAUCCCUGGACAACUGUCUGCGAUGUAGUACAUGUUUACAAGAGCAGCCAGUGACGUUUCUGUUAUGAAGGCAAACACAACUAGCAAUGCCAGCCUCCUACUGCUUACCCCCUUCUCUUCCCCUUCCCCAAGACCACUAUUCCCAGGGAGAGAUUUCCUCCCAGCAUGAGGCAGAGCAACCAUAUAACAAUUCUUCCUUAUAUGAAAGUCCCCAUUUCUCAAGACAACUUGGGCACAUGUAGGCAAUCAAGCUCAUUCCUUUGCUUUUUGCUAUGGCAGUUUUGAGUACAGGGCCCUGCCACAAGGACCUUAACCCCCAAUAUAUUCUCCCAAGGAAAAGUCUUUCUAGAAUCUAGAGGGGACAGUAUGCUUACUGUUUCUAUGACAGUUGACUGUUUUGCAUUUUAAACAGCAGCGUUGUCAGAAGUGCCCUAAGAAAGCUCUCUGAUGACUGAAUUCUGGACAUGCUGUGGGAAAAGACAAGAUGUUUUAUUCCAGGUGGAUGAUGAUGUAUCUCAAUCAUUCUUCAUUGGUGAUAGAAAAAAAUCCCACACAGUUCAAAAUAUAGCCUGGGUCUGCAGAGUGCUAAGUAAAUAAGAAGUGCUUCUCAAUCUUUUUCCCAGCAAAACCCAAAAUCCAUCGUGAUUUCUUGCAGGGACUUUAUCUUGGAGUCCUUUGCAACAAAGGUGGCUGUAACUGUGUUGCAACUACAACAAAAAGUACAUCAAAAACUGGAUGCUGGCAAGAAGUUUGUGGAUAUAAGGCUGUGCAAGGUGACUUACAUAAGCUCAGCAGGGAUGCGCUCAUCUGAAAGUUUUUGCCAUGAACAUUUUGAACUGAAGUUACCUAUCAUAACAUGAUAGAAGGACUGCAGUGUCGUGAAAUUAAAAGGCUGAAGGGAUUGCAAAGAUGGAUCCAUCCUUUCCUUUUUCUCCUUAGGUGUCUAGCAACCAGUGGUUUUCCAGCUUCAUUUUGUUUUGAUUUGUUUGAUUUCAUCUCCACCACCACUGUUCACCUUCCUAUUGUGCAUAAGUUGAAUAGAAAAGAAUUAGUUUAGCAGCUCAAAACCAGAGCAGGCCAGCACUGUCUAAAAUUUCUGAUGGCUCUCUGGUGGUCAAUAUUAAGUGAACCAGUUGUCUCUGUUUAGAUUCCAACAAAUAGAAUUCGAUACCCAUGACACCUUCCUUGCAUUCAGCACUGUUAAAUAACAUUCUCCACAGUGUCCAAAACCUCUUUUCCUAGAGACUGAACUCCCCUCCUACAACCCACUUAGAGUCACAACAAUGUAGGCAAAAGUCUACAUUAUGGCGGUGCUUUUCAGUAAGAAAUGAGAGCUGGUUCCAAUUGAAACAGUGCCUGAAAGAGUCUCGGGGAUUCUUAGCCAGGCAUCUUUCACAGGCAAGGCAGUCACUUCUGUUAAAGUGAGAAAUACAUUUUAAGAUACUUAAGAUAGAGAAAAUAUAAAGAUGCCAUUUAUUUUUCUGCUAGAAUCUAUUUUCUACAUAAAGCUGUAUGAUUUUGGCACUGAAACCAAGCCCACAGGCACCUGUUUAUUCUUUCCUUUCAGUCUUUAAUUUCUUUGUAAAUUCUUUUCGGCAUUCAUAUUAAUGUAUUUAUGGUCCGUUUCAUUCCAGUUCAUUUACGUGGUCUAUAUCUGCCAUUGAAUCUCAUAUGGGUUUUAUUUUUAAUGUAUUAUUUAGCUGCAUUGCUUUGAACAGCUUUAAAAGUAUAAUGUCUAUGAAUGCUCUAGUUAAAGAAAAAUUACAGCCUCAAAAUGAUGUCUUAGAAGUUGAACUAUACUUUGGAAAUGGUGUUUAUAUUAUAACUCUUGGAAGCAUCACAGGGUGCUUUCAUCUGUAUGUCUUCUACUUUCUGUGUAACAGUGUGUAUUUGUAUUUCCUCACUAGCUUGAUACUCUUCAGUCUGAAGGCCUCAGUAUGCAAGCACAUGAAUACCGUACCUCACCUGAGCAGUCCCACAGAGCUGAGAGGGGUUACUCAUGUGACUAUAGUUGCUCACAAAGGUAUUUGCAGAAAAAGGCUUUCCUUUAGUAAUUGACUGUAGUUGUGAGGACACAUGGUUAAUAACAGCACCAGGACACCAGUAAAUGGUGUCAGUGUUUAUUGAAGAUGUGGGCACAUUUAUCUGCAAGUUAUUUGACAUUAACCUAAAUUAUUGCUAUUAUAAUUCAGUAUAUUAUUUCUUACGAAAACACACUAGUCCUGUGAGAGGGUAGUUGCCAAAAAACGUGUCGAGUCUUGCUGCUUUAUUGUUUAUUUGCAUUUAGUAUACAUUUUGGUUGUUGAAGUGAAGCUAGUUUCAUAGAGAGGCAGAAAGCUAGAUCAGUCAAAAAAAAUUAUAAGUAAGCUUCAUACUGUACAUUGAGUUUUGCAACUAGAGUAGUAUGUGUGUUCAGAUAUAGUAUUUUUUAUGCUUUAGGGUAUUUUUGUUUGUUUUAAUAUGUAAAGGAAUAAGCAGAUUACUUUGAAAUGCUAUUGUAGAGCUAAUUUUACACAUACUGGGGGAAUGUUGUCUGAAAAAUUAAAAAUAGAAAACAUUACAUAGGCUGCCAUUGGCUUGAUAUUGUUCAUAGCAGUCCAGCAGGUAUGUGUCGAUUCCAGUUGCUGAAGCCAGGGGCCAAGUUUGUGUGGCAUCUUGUAACUGAAGAAGGUUUUUUUCAAUGAUAAAGUUGCCCAUCUGGGCUUUAAGUAAGAUUGUUGGCUAAAGAAAAGCAUAGAGGCAGCGAAAUUCAGUAUUUUUUUUGUGUGUGCAUGGAAAAUUGCAUAAAAUAGGAUUGGGGUUUCAAAGUAUUUUAAAUCAUUUAGCAUAAUUUACUCUUGUUGUAAUUCCACCGACUACAGUUAAAUUAAACCAAGAAUUUGACCUUGUAAGUCUACAAAUUUCAGUGUCAGGCAGCUCAGGUCUAUAUAAAGGUAGUUAAGCUUAGUAAAUCAGCAAGAAUACUAUAUAAAUGGUAAUGUGUGAUAAAAAUCUUAACUCUAGUUACAUUAUUUCUCUCAAAAUUUCUAUUCGUUACUUUGUUAUACAAAAGUUCAGAAGUGCACUUCUUAGGGGCAUUGGGAUAUGUGGAGAAAAGCAUGAUGCAGGUAUAGUAAUGUAUCAGAAAUAAGAUUCAGUUCUUACUGCUCCAGACACUCCAUGUGUGCCUAUCUUACACGUCACAAAUCCCACUGCAGUUAACAGAAGACAUACGAAGUUAAGCCUGUUUGUAACUCUCACAGCAUACUGGUUUCAGAAUCUGCAAGAUGAGAUAUGUUCUCAAAAGGCAUUAUUAAAACUUGUGUUUUCAGGUUUACAGAAUACUAUGAACAGCAAGGACAGCUUCUAAGACACAUCCAGAGUAGCUUUGUUAAUUGAUACUACAUCAGACCAAUAUCCAUUGGCAAAUCAAAAUCCGUCUGGUACCUUUAUUUCUCAGUAUGGUUUUGCAAAAUAUAACACACAAAAAAAUUUCAGAAGGUUAAAACAGCCUGUAAUGCUGUUUGGGUUACUUUUUCUCUUUUUUCCCCCCUUUUUGUCAUAAAAUAUCAUGUGCUCUGGAGGUGUCUAGGAUUUGAUAAUUCAAGGAAAACAUGCAAAGCAGUGUCAAAUAUUUUUUUUGCAUUCACCUUAGGGCAUGAAAGCUGAUGAAAAUCAGCAUAGUCCUGUUGACUUCUACAGCAUUGUAUCAGCUUAUACCAGCAAAACAGCUGGCAUGUCAAGUUUUAUCAUUUCAAGUCACUUUACCUACUUACGCAGUGGGAUUUUAUUUUGCAAGAUGGAAAGUUACCUACGGUGCAGACUGUACUACCUAGAUACCAUUGAAUCCUAUUCACAGGACAUGAUUUCACUGUAUCACUUCAUACUUGAAAGUCAUGAUGUUCUUUUAAUCAGGGUACAAACAUGAAAAGGUGCAUGUGUUACUGUUUCUUUUAAAGGUGCAUCAUUUUGUUUAUUCUGUGUGCUUAAUAGUUAACUAUUCAGUGUUCUUCACAUUCUUCGCAUUCAGCAUUAAAAUCACCUAUGUGUGAAAUGCACUAUCACCUACAGGGGUACAGAAAGAUGUAAUAGUGAUUUCUUGAAUUGUUACUCACAUAUAAUGAUUUACCUUUUAGUCAUCAAUGUGACAUAAAGGGGCUACAACAUGCAAACUGUGGUAUAUAAAAGCAUUGCACCAUCACUGUACAUGAAAUCUUGCAGCCUCUCUCCCCUUCUUGCACAGCUGCCGAUUACCAUAUAUGCAUUGGAAAAAAGUAUGUUUCUGCUGUACAGAAAGGCUGGGAAGUAAUGCAAACAAUUUGGAAACUCUAGAGCUCCCUUUGCAAGCUUUCAAAGCCCUUUGAUCUAACUGCAUGCCUGCUCUGUGUCCCAAAUUUCACUCUACAGGGCUUUCUGCUUUAAGAACACCCUCAGCUGGGGCUACUUUACAUUGACUGCAUUGAAGUUCACCGGAGCAUGCACCUUACCAUAUAACAUAUUCUUUAGCUUUUACAAGUUUGUAAAGAUGGUUGACUGCAAAAAAUAAUCAUGUGUCAAUACAGAGAAAUUAAAUUAAGGCACACAGAAGGUUAUCAAUAUUGUAUUAUAUCAGAAUUACAGUCCUUUGGAACUGAACGUUUUGCUGCUGGCAGUGCAAGAAAAGCAAAGAUGUGUAUUUAUUGUUGGGUGCUGAUGGUUCAGUAUGAAAAUCAAUAUAAUAAAAAUUUUCACGGUCUCAAGUUCUUUUUAGUCAUUCCCAAAUUAUUGGAAAGUGAAAAGGCAAAAUAUUACUUUUGUAUUUAAAACUGCUUUCCUGAGGUUUACUUCACCUUUCUAGCUAUAUUUUUUCUUUUAUCUAAAAAUGUAAAAUAAAUACAAAUGCAGUAAGUAUUGUAUAUUAAAGACAGAAAAUUAGCAACA
Molecule: messenger RNA, 14920 nt
Organism: Falco peregrinus (peregrine falcon)
Lineage: Eukaryota; Metazoa; Chordata; Aves; Falconiformes; Falconidae
Gene: CDK6
Product: cyclin dependent kinase 6
Exons: 8
Coding region: 622-1602 (326 amino acids)
Biological process (GO): cell dedifferentiation; G1/S transition of mitotic cell cycle; signal transduction
Cellular component (GO): cyclin-dependent protein kinase holoenzyme complex; cytoplasm; nucleus
Molecular function (GO): cyclin-dependent protein serine/threonine kinase activity; cyclin binding; ATP binding
Source: RefSeq, a predicted model, not a curated record